AUGGCUGGAAGAAACGACGCUGUGAUUGCUGGUGCAUUGGAGGCUAUGGCUCAGGCUUUGGGAAAUCAGCCGAACAUUGGUGAGAAUGAGACCGAGAGAAUCUUCUAUGUGAUGGAUUGCACUCUAGAGAAGAAGGUUCGGUAUGGUACUAACAUGCUAGCGGUGGAAGCUGAAGACUGGUGGUUAGAGACUCGUCAAAGGUUGGAAGUUGCUGGUGAGGAAGUGACUAGGGUUGUGUUUCGUAGGGAGUUCCUGAGGAAGUAUUUUCCUGAGGAUGUUCGUGGAAAGAAAGAGAUCAAGUUCCUUGAGCUGAAACAAGGGAGCAUGUCGGUCACUGCUUAUGCUGCGAAAUUUGGUGAGCUGGCUAAGUUCUAUCAGCAUUAUGAUGGACCUACUGGAGAGUUCUCGAAGUACAUCAAGUUUGAGAACGGGUUGCAUCCAGAAAUCAAGAAGACUAUCAGCUAUCAGAAGAUUCAGAUAUUUGCUGAUUUGGUGGAUAGCUGCCGGAUCUAUGAGGAAGACAACACUACUCAUUAUAAGAUGAUCAGUGAGAAGCGAAGCUAG
Molecule: messenger RNA, 564 nt
Organism: Vicia villosa (hairy vetch)
Lineage: Eukaryota; Viridiplantae; Streptophyta; Magnoliopsida; Fabales; Fabaceae
Exons: 2
Coding region: 1-564 (187 amino acids)
Source: RefSeq, a predicted model, not a curated record